CACAGUUGGAUUAUGUUAACGCGUUUACGUUGAAAAAAGAACACUCAUCCAACGAACGCGUAAACAAUACGGUUUAAACGGGUGACUUCGCUGCAUUUUAUGCCACAGCUUUCUUUCUGGAAAGGAUAGUUCAUGAUUUCAGACAAGAAGCUGCGCCUAUAAACUCUCGCCUCCAGCUGCUUUUUUUUAUUCAGUGGAGAAAUUCAGAAUUUGAUCGAUCGUUUUUGCUCUCCACACGCAGGAAGUACCAGCCUCUCUCUGCUUAUCGUAUCUGUAUUGUAGAAUCUUUGAUCUUGCAGACUGUCACUUUUAUAAGAAUCUAAUCCGGCGAUCCUGUUUCAGAUAGAAUAGUGUUUCGUUUUUAAUCGUCUUUAAAUCACACCAAACAUCUAGAUUGGCGCCGAUCGCGUUACUUAAUUUCCUAGCAACAAGUGGAGUUUAGCUUGUGGAUUCAAUUUUUAUUCACUUGCUUCGGUUUUCUGCAAAUCUAUCAGGGUUUUCCCUGGGCUUGUAGUGCUUUUGUGGCAUUUAUUUCUUUCCUCAAUCCCCAAAUUAGGCUCAGUUUAUGAUGUUUUAAUGGAUGAUAGUUGAAAUUUAUUCUUCUUCGAUGGCACCACGUUAAUUAUUGACUAUAGUCAAAAUUAGAAAUAUUACUAAAUUUUCUAUUGAACCUCAAAAGGGUGGAAGUAGGAGCUGCCGAAUUACUUAGGAAAGGAGGUUUUAUAACCAUGUUUGAUUAACUUUGCGUGUUCGCAGAAUUUGAACAGAUUCAGUGAUUCACUUAUAUCUGACAUUGUGAUGAAAGUUAUUGAACAUCUGAUAUAAUACUUUCAUUCUUUUUUCAGGCGCUUCUGAAACACUGAGAUAGAGGCUAAGUGGAGUAAUAAAUGGAGAUAAAUAUGAUGGAAAAGGAAGAAAUUCAUUUGAAAGUUGAGAACAAGAUCAGGUCUGAUGAGAAGACAGAAAAGACUGAGGUGGAAAUUGAUGUGAAGAGCAAAUCAGUGGAGAAAGAACAAGAGCUUAAGCACCAGGAUUGUAAGAAAGAAGAAAAGCAUAAGGAUUCCAAGCAGGAAAAGAACACAGAGGCGAGUGGAGAUGAAGAUGAUAAGAAGAAGAUGAAAAAGGAAAAAUCUAAGAAGGAAAAGAGCAAAGAGGAGGGUGAAGAUGAAGAAGAUAAGAAGAAGAUGAAAAAGGACAAAUCUAAGAAGGAAAAGAGCAAAGAGGAGGGUGAAGAUGAAGAAGAUAAGAAGAAGAUGAAAAAGGACAGAUCUAAGAAGAAAGAAAAGAACAAAGAGGAGAGUCAAGAUGAAGAUGAAGGAGAUAAGGAGAAAAAGGAGAAAUGUAAGAAGAAAGAUGGAGAGAAGAAACACAAGAAAGAGAAAGACACAGAAAAGGAAAUAAAACACGAAGAGGAGGAGGGAGAAGAGAAGGGCGAGGACAAGCAUGACAAAGAGGAUAAGAAGGGAAAGGUGAAGAAAGACAAAAAAGAGAAGGGAAAGGAAAAGAAAACUAAGGGCAAAGAGGUAGAAUCCGAGGAAAUAUCAAAUGAAGAAAACGACGAGGAAACAGAAGAUAAAAAAACAAAAAAGGAUAAGAAGAAAGAAAAGAAGGAGAAGGAAACUAGAGUGAAAUGCAAAAAUGAAGGGAAGGAUGAAGAAGUGCAUGAUAAAGAAGAGACUGAGGUGUCUGGGCCUGACGUGGCCACAAGAGAAAUACAAAUAGAUGGGAUUGAAUCAGAGGGAAUAUGUAAGUCUGAAAAGAAGGAAAAGGAGUUCGAGGAUGAGAAGAAAGAUAAGUCUGAUAAGAAGAAGAAAACUGAAGGCAAGAGCAAAUGCAAAGAUCUUGAGACGCUGAAAAAGAAGCUGGAGAAAAUCAAUGCAAAAAUGGAAGGUUUAGAGCUGAAAAGAGCAGAGAUCUUGAGACAGAUAAAAGAAGUUGAAGAUCAGAAGUCUUCUCUUGCUGGGGCUGAUGAUGGGCAGCAUUAGGCGGCAUAUGUGUUAUCUCUUUUAUGGACGUUUUUUACUCUAUUUCCAUGCCAUGUGUUUGUUUGUUUUUUUAUACAUCUAUACAACGCACAAUCUUUUGAUGUACUAGAUUGUACACUUGUAAUUUAAUUGCUUUUCUUAUGUCUUGGGAGUGUUUAAGUGAAUAAAUAUGUCAUUUAUAGUGUUGA
Messenger RNA from Cuscuta epithymum, 2173 nucleotides. The record is from the annotation of a GenBank genome assembly. Lineage: Eukaryota; Viridiplantae; Streptophyta; Magnoliopsida; Solanales; Convolvulaceae.